GGCUUGAGGAAGGCAGGCAACCGGGACCGCGUCCGGAGCGCUCGUGUUCCGCAAUAGUAGUCGAAGGAGAGUACAGUCAUUUCAAUAAACGAAGUACGUCAGUGCACUUUUCAACUAGCAGAAGUAAACGAUUGUGCGACUUGAUUUGACAGAUUCGACCGUUGACAUGAAAAUAACGCUUUGUUUUGCGACCGUAAACAACAAUAACAAUAACAAAAUAAAUAUGGAGAGAAAUACGCUAUCUGAGGAUGAUAUACGUGAAUUGCAAGACACAGUUGUUACUUUGCGGAUAAAUAUUCCUCCAAUGUACAAAAAAAUCGUGUGGAAAGAGUGUCAAAUAGAGCAAAUGCAAACGGCGGAAACCGACGUUUGCGUAUCAAAGCAGCCGAUCGAAAAACUGACUACAAUGGAAAGGUCACAACAGGAUUUUUCGACGGAAUACAUCGGCACGCAGAAGACUCAGGAAGCUAAACAGAUGCUGAACAUUCCCGACAAGUUUUUUUCUAGUACGCGUCAACCGAUCAACCAAGGUAUUAUCAAGGGAAAUAUUAUCAAGAUAAUCGACUCCCGGUCCUUGCCGACACCGAUCCACUUCACUGGCACGCCCAUCUCGUCCACGAUCAAUUUAAUGUACUCCUGAGCCUGCGCCGGCAGCUCCGUAAAAUUGCGUACAUUUUCGGUCGACUUCAACCAACCGUCCAUGGUCUUGUAGUUCACCUCCACCUGCUCUAGAUCGGUGAUCGAAUCAGGGAAGUAGUCGACCUCCUUGCCAUUCAAUUUGUAGCUGAAAGCGAAAAAUAAACAUAGUCCCAAUGAGGUGACGUAAUGAUCUGGG
Anopheles bellator is the source of this 835-nucleotide messenger RNA. RefSeq lists its product as uncharacterized. The coding region runs from base 167 to 640 and encodes 157 amino acids. The record is from RefSeq and is a predicted model, not a curated record. The transcript has 5 exons. NCBI's taxonomy places the organism in Eukaryota, Metazoa, Arthropoda, Insecta, Diptera, Culicidae.